GUUUGCAACUGUAUGUAAAUCACAGAGAAUCACAAAGGAAUUCUCUACAUGUAUUCUUUAAAACCUGAACUCCCUGCCUCUUUAAAGCCACACCUACGCUCUCUGUCACACUACACCACAAACAGAACCAGGAAGCUCUUUUCGCAGAAAACGAAACUCACAAAUUUUCCUUUCUGAGUGAGUGUGUGAGUGCAGGAAAAUGGCAGAAGCCAGUAUUUCAGUAGAUCAGGAUCGGUUCAUCUGUCCAGUGUGUCUGGAUCGUCUGAAGGAUCCAGUGACUACAACCUGUGGCCACAAUUUCUGUAAGGUGUGUAUUAAUGGCUUCUGGGAUAAAGAGGAUCUGAAAGGCGUCUACAGCUGUCCCCAGUGUAGAGAGACUUUCACUCCAAGGCCUGUUCUACGCAGGAACAACAUGCUGGCUGAAAUGGUGGAGAAACAAAAUAAGACUGAACUCCAAGCAGCUUCUCCUGCUCACCGUUACACUGGACCUAAAGAUGUGGAGUGUGAUUCCUGUACUGGGAGAAAACGUAAAGCCAUUAAUUCAUGUAUGGAGUGUCGGGCCUCCUAUUGUGAAGAUCAUCUUAAACCUCACUAUCAGGCUCCUGCCUUAAAGAAGCACAAGUUAGUUGAACCCCGUGCAGAGCUCCAGGAGAAGAUCUGCUCUCAGCACGACAAACCGAUCGAGAUCUACUGUCGUACUGACCAAAGCUUCAUCUGUUACUUGUGUACGAUGGAUGAACACAAAGGUCAUGAUGCAGUUUCAACUAAAGCAGAAAGAACUGAAAAACAGAAUGAGGUAAAGGAGAAGCAGAUGAAAUCCCAGCAGAGGAUCCAGGAGAAGCAGAAGAAGGUGCAGGAGCUGAAACAGACUGUGGACACUAUUAAGUUGCGUUCACAGGCAGCAGUAGAUGAGAGUGAGAAGAUCUUUACUGAGCUGAUCAGCUCCAUGGAGAAAAAGCGCUCGGCGGUGAAGGAGUUGAUCCGAGCUCAGGAGAAAGCUGAACUGAGUCGAGCUGAACGACUCCUGAAGCAACUGGAGCAGGAGAUUGCUGAUCUUAAGAGGAGAGUCACUGAGCUGGAGCAUCUUUCACACACACACGAUCACAUCCACUUCCUCCAGAGAUUCCCGUCUCUCUGUGCUUCUCCUCAAAGGGAGGCCUCACCCAGCAUCAUCGUCAAUCAACAUCUCUCAUUUGAUGGAGUGAGGAAAUCUCUCUCAGAUCUGAAAAAACGAGUCGAGGAGAUCUGUGAGGAGGAAUUCAACAAAAUCUGUCCACAAGCUGCAGCACUUCAGAUAUUACCUUCACAGCAGAAAAGCAGAAAGGAUUUUCUGCAGUAUUUCUGUUAUCUGACUCUGGAUCCCAACACAGUACAUCCUUCCCUUAUUCUGUCUGAGAAGAACAGAGUGGUGACACGCAGUAGGACACAACAGCAAUGCCCUGAUCAUCCUGAGAGAUUUGACUACUGGCCUCAGGUGUUGUGUAAGGAGAGUGUGUGUGGACACUGUUACUUGGAGGUGGAGUGGAGUGGUAAUGUGUCCAUAUCAGUCUCAUAUAAAGAGCUCAGCAGGAAAGGGCAGGGUAAUGAGUGUGUGUUUGGGUACAACAGUCAGUCCUGGAGUCUGGUGUGUUCUCCUUCCUCUGUCUGUUUCCGACACAACAACAUUAAAACUGUACUCCCAGGUCCAGCAUCCUCCAGAAUAGGAGUGUAUGUGGAUCACAUUGUAGGAACUCUGUCCUUCUACAGCAUCUCUGGCACGAUGAAGCUCCUCCACAGAGUCCACACCACAUUCUCUCAGUCUCUCUACGCUGGGUUCUGUGUAGGUAGUAAUUCAGCUGUGAGGUUGUGUGUUCCAAAAUGAAAUGUUAGUAAAAGAGUUUAACUGAGGUGUCAGAUUUAUUUUCACCCCGAGCUACAAUGCCACUUUAUAAACACUAAUUAAAUAUUGUUAUUCUACCUUUUGUUCUUUUUCUGGCAGCCCAUAGAACCGUAUGGUAAAAUGUGAAAUUCUGGACACUGAUUGGGGAGGGUCUAAGGAACGUUCUGGCCAAAUGCUGCACCACUGUUGUGUCAGAUUUGGGCCUAAUAUGGAAGUACGUUUAUGGUCAUAACUUUUGAACCAUGUGUCCUAAAUUUAAAAGCCUGGGUUGACACGAGUUUAACGUACCCUAUGACUUUCUACUUAAUUAAAAUUUAUGCCAUCUUUGAAAAA
Messenger RNA from Ictalurus punctatus (channel catfish), 2212 nucleotides. RefSeq names its product tripartite motif-containing protein 16. The transcript is spliced from 6 exons. Gene Ontology annotation, molecular function: zinc ion binding; protein binding. NCBI's taxonomy places the organism in Eukaryota, Metazoa, Chordata, Actinopteri, Siluriformes, Ictaluridae. The record is from RefSeq and is a predicted model, not a curated record. The coding region runs from base 200 to 1861 and encodes 553 amino acids.